This is a messenger RNA of Mixia osmundae IAM 14324, 260 nucleotides long. RefSeq lists its product as uncharacterized. NCBI's taxonomy places the organism in Eukaryota, Fungi, Basidiomycota, Mixiomycetes, Mixiales, Mixiaceae. The record is from RefSeq and is a predicted model, not a curated record. The transcript has 3 exons. The coding region runs from base 6 to 164 and encodes 52 amino acids.
GAAGAAUGAAAGCUUGCUUCGUCGCCAUCCCCUUUGCGUUCUUCAUCACCAUGGCCGUGGCAUCCCAAAGCGAGCUCUAUUGCAAACAUCAGACGCGCGAUCUCUGCAUCGCCGACCAAGACUGUCGCUGGGAUGCCAACGCUGGCUGCCUCCCGAUCGAUUGAGACAGUUUCUCACUUCCGUACCAUCGAGCUAUGCCUUCAGCUUUGCUCGCUGAGCUUGCAAUGUAGACUCAUAGACUCGAAUGUAGACGCUGGCCG